UUGUCCAAUCAGCAAACGACGAUUUCUAUUUGGAUUAUAAAUUAAAGUUUUUUCAUAUACAACAAUAUACAUGGUUGAUACAAAUUUUGAAAUCCCAACUUCUUUUGAUCCUGAGGACCAAAUCCCAAGGAGUUUCGAUCCGUUCGCGGAGUCGAAGGACUUAGGUACCCGUGGAACAAAUAAAGAGUAUGUCCAUAUUCGUGUACAACAAAGGAAUGGUAAGAAAAGUUGGACAAUGAUUGAAGGUCUGAAUAAAGACUUUAAUUGCGAAAAAUUACUUAAAGAGCUCAAAAAAGAGUAUUGCUGCAAUGGAACAAUUAUCCAUGACAAGGAACUCGGAAAAGUGAUACAAUUACAGGGCGAUCAUCGCAAAAACGUAUCACAAUUCCUUCAUAAGGCUGAUAUUGUUAAGAAGGAACAAAUCAAGGUUCAUGGUUUUUAAGUUUUAGAUGCAUAAUAUUGUGUU
Solanum pennellii is the source of this 466-nucleotide messenger RNA. Its product is annotated as protein translation factor SUI1 homolog. Gene Ontology annotation, biological process: translational initiation. Gene Ontology annotation, molecular function: translation initiation factor activity; RNA binding. The record is from RefSeq and is a predicted model, not a curated record. NCBI's taxonomy places the organism in Eukaryota, Viridiplantae, Streptophyta, Magnoliopsida, Solanales, Solanaceae. The coding region runs from base 71 to 442 and encodes 123 amino acids. The transcript has a single exon.